GCCGCUCGCAGCGUCCCUAGUUACGGCCGUCGCCGCCGUUGCUGCGAGUCCUCAACAGGGAAAUGGCAGAGGUAGAGGAAACUUUAAAGAGGAUUCAAGCCCAUAAAGGAGUUAUUGGAACAAUUGUUGUCAACGCAGAAGGCAUCCCAAUCAGAACGACUCUUGACAACUCCUCUACAGUCCAGUAUGCGGGCCUCCUUCACCAGCUCACAAUGAAAGCGAAGAGCACAGUGAGAGAUAUUGACCCCCAGAAUGAUCUGACCUUUCUUCGGAUUAGAUCAAAGAAACAUGAAAUCAUGGUAGCUCCAGAUAAAGAAUAUCUUCUCAUCGUUAUCCAGAAUCCAUGCGAGUAAAUCGGACACACCAAUUUAUUGGGAGCAGUGCUGCAGUUGUUAAAAUAACAUCCAUUUAUCAGUAAUAUAUAAUAAACGAUGUACUAAGAAGCUUCUCUAGAAACUUGUGGUGGGUUUUUAAAAGCGCAACUUCUCUUAUGAGUGCAACUUUUUGGGCAGGGAGGAUCUGACUAAUGAAAACAUUUGAUGCCUAAAUGCUUAAGGGACAAUAA
Molecule: messenger RNA, 565 nt
Organism: Eublepharis macularius
Lineage: Eukaryota; Metazoa; Chordata; Lepidosauria; Squamata; Eublepharidae
Gene: DYNLRB2
Product: dynein light chain roadblock-type 2
Exons: 4
Coding region: 63-353 (96 amino acids)
Biological process (GO): microtubule-based movement
Cellular component (GO): cytoplasm; centrosome; cytoplasmic dynein complex
Molecular function (GO): dynein intermediate chain binding
Source: RefSeq, a predicted model, not a curated record